Molecule: messenger RNA, 13371 nt
Organism: Cuscuta epithymum
Lineage: Eukaryota; Viridiplantae; Streptophyta; Magnoliopsida; Solanales; Convolvulaceae
Source: the annotation of a GenBank genome assembly
CACAAUUUUGAGACUCCAACAUCUUACAUUUAAUAGAUGUCACUGUAACACCCCCAUUUUUCCCACCAAAAUAAAAUAACAUUUUGAAAUGAAAACAUCUUUAUUAUAAAACAUAUUUAGAGUACAGUGGAAGUCUUUGAUGGAAAAACAGGUGUGUCACCGCCACACUCAACCUAUACAUGAUUGAGUGCACAGGCUAUCCACCAUUAAUUCAAGUAGUCAUCAGAUAAAACUUAAACAAAGUUUAUGGAUUACAAAUUUAAACAACAAUAAUUAAUCAAACGUGUGCAACUAGCGGAACACUCGGGCAGCAAGUACAUCAAUCUUCAUAAUCAUAAUCAUCUGUACAAUAGAGCAAAGAGAAAAAGAGAAAAGAGACAAAAAUUAGCUUUAGAGCUAAGUAAGAUUCCACCCGAACCCGUAAAAUAAUAUAAUUUGGAAAAUAGGUUUUUGUAUAUGUAUAUAUAUUGAAAAGUAGUCUCUCAUAUUUUCAAAAUGGUUUAAUGUCAUAAAAUAAUUUCCACAAUAGAUAAGAUCAUCCUUCAAUUCUUCCAAAAGUAAUACUUUAGAUUCUUUUAAGAGUGGGCGAAACUCAAGAUUCCUCGAGCCCAAUGAGUCGUUGUUAUCUACGACUCAUCCCGGAAUUCCGGCUCCCACCGACCACCAAUUGGAAGCUGAAUUUCUACCUUAAGUGUGCACACCCUCUAAAAGGGAUUCCAAGCCCUCCGAGUAGUAAGAAACCCAAGUAGGCAGGAUGUUUUCUACCACCUACUCACAAGGGACAUUGUCCAAGGGUAAAUUAGGUAACUACUACUACGACCACCAAAGGAUCUUUGAUCCUCAAAUAAAAGCCCGGGAUGUCUACCGGAGUAUGUCAUUGCCGGACUGGUUACCGACCCAAAUAAAUUUCACCGAAAGUAGUAGUAGCCCUAACCACCCACGCCUCGUGUUUCUCUCGAGACGUAAGAAUAUAUAUUAUGAAAACUUUAAGUUUUCCCCAAAUCAUUCUUGUCACAUUUUCUCAAAAUAUCCUUUGUAAUAAAUAUAAAUCCACCAAUAUUCUUUAAUAAAAAGAAUAUACAUUUAAUCAUCCAUAAAAGGUAAUAAUCCACCAAUAUUCAUAUAGUCAAAAUAUUCGAUCCAUGUCAAACAUAUAAUUUCCAAUUCAUAAAUAAUUCACAUAGUGCAAAUAUUGCAUACAUAUAAGUACGAGGCAAAACAUUUUGGUUGACAUAGAACUUACCUUAAAUUGCGAUAAUCUCCUUAAUAAAAUCUCUAGCUUGAUCUUCACUUGAAUUCUCCUUCUAAUAUUGAUCAAAAUUCUAAAUCAAUAACUAUUCUAUUAUUUCGUUAUUUCUUUUAUAUCCAACCUUCAAUUACUUUAACUUCAUAAUUCCUUCUUUAAAUAUAAAUAUUAAAUUAAUAAAUCUUACUAACUGUUUAUUUCCAGUUCAUUCUUAUUAUUUUCUUUAAUUAUAAUAACCCAACUCGGUUUUUCUUAAUUUGUUUGGUUAAAUAGUUUACUGGUCCAAUUAUAUUAACUUCAUAAUAAUUUCAUUAUUUCGAAUUUAAAUAAUCAAUUUCAGUUCAAAAUUCAGUUUACAUAAUUUAUAUAAUUUAUUUACUAACCCUUUUAAUAAUAACUUGACUUAGGCAAUAAUUCGAAAUAAUAAUCAUUAAUGAUAAUCUAAUCUCAAUAACAACUUUAAUUAGUUCAAUAGUUUAUUUAUACUAACUAACCCAAUUAAAUUAAUUUAUACAAUCCUCAAGUUUUAUUUAUUUGACUCACUAAUUUAAUUGAACUAACUAAAUCAAAUAAAUAAGUUUAAUUAUAUCAAUAUAGCUAAAUACGUUAAUCUAAUUCAAUUAAGUCCAAUAAUCAAAUUCUAAUCUCGUUUUAAUUUUCUAUUUUUAAUAUAAAGUCCAGAAAUGUUAUCAAGUCUAUAAAUUAACUAAUUUAUCCAUUAAACUAAUUGAUUUAGUUAAACUAGUUCAAUGAAGUCAAUUAACUAACUUAUUAAGUACACAUUACUUAAUUAAUUUGUUUAUAUUCAUCAACUAAUUUUUUAUGAGUUCAAAUAGUUUAAUAAUUUAUAUGGAGUCCAAAUCACUAAUAAUCAAGGAUAAUAAUUAUUAAUUUAAGCACGCUAAUUUAAUUAGUCAACUAAUUCAAUAAUUUAUUUAUUAAGUCCAAAUAUAGUCAUUCAUUUAUACUAGAUAACCCAACUUUAUUUUCUUUUCCUUAUUUUAUUACAAACAUCAUUUUUAGUCCAGAACAUUAUUUUAAAUCUUAGUGAUUUAUUUAUUUCACCAUUAAUAUCAAAAUUUCCUUAUUUAAUUACUUAACUAGUUUAUAUGGCUCAAUUAAAUUAAAUUAAAUAACUUAAUCAUCACUUUUAUAAAUUACUAAUCAUCCAUAACUAUAGUUUGGGUCUAUACUUGACCUAGGUUGUCCAGAUAUGUAUUUUAGAAUUAUUUCCUUUAUUUAUUCACUUAAUUUCAUAUAUAUAUUAACCGGUUUAAUUACAAUUAAAUAUGCUAAUUAUAAUUUUUGUUAAUUAUAAAUGGUCCCAAAUGUCCUAGUUAGUCAUAUAUUUAAUCUAGCUUGCUCCCACAUUUAUUUCAUAAUUAUUUUCGUCAUUUAGUUAAUUAUUUACUAAAUGUGUACAACUUGGCCCAAUUACAAUUAAAUCAAUUAAAAAUAGCUACAAAUAUUAUUUUUCAAUUAUUCUUGGUCCGAAUAUGUAUUUUUAUACCAGGUAUUUAAUUUAUAUUUUUCCAUAUUUUAUUUAUUUCAUUUACUAUUUUAUUUUUAAUUUUUUAUUGAAAACGGGCCGAACCGGCCCAAAUCCGCGACCCGGCCCAAGAAGACUGGGUUGUCUCCUUCCCAGCUCUUCUCCAGGUCGCGAUUCCGGCGACCGGAAUCCCGUAAACUCCGGCGAGCGAUAACUUUACUUACAGGUAACGGAUUUCGACGAUUCAAGUUGCAAAAUGAUCCUCACGUCGAGGAGAAGCUCCGCCACCCCUAUCUACGGCAAAAUCGUGUCUUUUCUGAAGACCCGUUUCCACGGCUUGCAACUCCGGCGACCUCUAGGAUGCUCCGGUGACUAUGAAUCGGUCUGGAAUUUAUUGGGAAGUAUUCCUAGACCUCUCACGACCCUCCUCUAUCGUUUUUACGAAGUUUGAUACGUAAAAUAUUAUAGGCAUGAAUUUUCCGGCGAGAUUAUGUAUAUAUAUGUAUAUGUAUAUAUAGCUUCUAUCUCUCCGAUUUGCAGUGUUUAGGAUGGCUAAGAGGGUGUAUUUAUAGGUCUAGAUGGUCCUUAUGGUUUAUUUUAUUUAUUUGAUAAUUGUAUGAAUAAUAAUAAUAAUAAUAAUAAUAAUAAUAAAAAUAAUAAUGUCUAUACAUAAUGAUAGGUUGGUAGUUGAUGAACAUGGCAUGUGUAUUGAUCCCUGAUUUGAUUCCCAUUUAUAUUGAUGUUUCAUUUUAUUUUAUUUUAUUAUUAUUAUUUUUAAUUACUUAAAUGUAUUUUGAGUUCUACAUAUAAAUAUAUAUAUUUAAAUAUAUGUACAUAAUGUAUAUACAUUAUUUGGUAGGUGAUCUUAGCAUGUGUCAUUGUUUUAUGAUAUGAUAUUUUCAUUUAUUAAUUUGAUGCUAUUAUUAGUAAUUUAUAAUAUGCUUACUAUUUUUAUUUAUUUAUUUAUUUAUUUAUUUAUUUAUUUAUUCAUUCUGUCACCUAUAUUUUAUCUGAUUUAUUUCCAUUUUAUUUUUAUUUUAUUUUUUAUUUUAUUUUUCCGAUGCUACAUAAGUGUUUAAUUCUAUUGCAUGUAGUGUGCGUAUAUUUUUAUACACCAAGUAUAAUAAAAAAAAUAUUUUGAUCUUACUUUCAUUUGAUUUAUCAGAUAUAACUUAUCUGAUUUAUUUAUUUAUUUUUAUUUCAAAUUUUCAAGGUAUCACAUUCUACCCUCCUUAAAGAAUGCUUCGUCCUCGAAGCAUAAACUAAGACGAGAAUUAAGUAUGAAGAUGAAGUAUUAUAGGUUUAUAAGAUAUUACAACCUGCCCCCCUAAAAGAAAGGUUACGUCCUCGUAACCGAAUAUUUACCUUAAUUGAAAAGUUCAGGAUACCGUUUACGCAUAUCCUCUUCGGUUUCCCAUGUUGCAUUCUCGGUCAAAUGGUUUGACCAAAGUACUUUUACCAUCUUAACUGUCUUCUUCCUUGUCUCUCGGGUCUUAGUAUCGAGAAUCUCUAUGGGUUUUUCUUCGUAGGAUAAUGUCUCAUCCAUUUCAAUCACCUAAUAAUAUAACGGUUAACUUAUAUUCUUUUCAAUUUACGUUUGGCUCAUGUUAAGUCUAGGAUUUCUUACCUCCGGAUUGAUGAUAUGUGACUCAUCUCGAACAUACUUCUUUAAUUGUGAUACGUGAAAGACGUUAUGUACCUAGCAUAUAUCGGUAUGUUAAGAAUGUAUUUUAAUCGUAGAGAAGUAUUUGAUUUCAAAUCGGUUGUUACCUUAUCCAACUCCGUGGGUAGAGCUAAUCGAUAUGCCACUUUUCCCACCUUCUCUAGGAUGUCAUAGGGUCCGAUGAAUCUCGGACUUAGUUUCCCUUUCUUCCCGAACCUCAUUACGCCUCUUGUAGGAGAGACUUUGAGUAGAACUUUCUCCCCUAAUUCGAAUUCAGCUGGUUUUCUCCCAAGAUCGGCAUAUGAUUUCUGUCGGUCUUGGGCAGCCUUCAUCCUUUCUUGGAUGACCUUGAUUUUCUCAAUAGUAUCUUGCAAGUAUUGUGGUCCUAGAACCACCUGAUCGACCAUGUCACCCCAACAUAAGGGACUCCUACACUUUUGACCAUAUAGAGCUUCGUAUGGGGCCAUUCCGAUGCUAGCAUGGUAACUGUUAUUGUACGAAAACUCUACUAAGUCUAGGUGUUCAUCCCAUGAUCCUUGCAAAUCAAGAACACAUGCCCUCAACAUGUCUUCUAAUGUUUGGAUUGUUCUUUCGGUCUGUCCGUCCGUGGUUGGAUGGAAAGCAGUACUUAACUUCAAUUUUGUUCCCAUAGCCGUUUGUAAUUCUUUCCAAAAUUGGGAUAAGAAUCGUGAAUCUCGGUCCGAUACGAUGUCUUGAGGUACUCCGUGGUGUUUGACCACGUGUUUGACAUAGGCUUUAGCCAGUUUCUCCAUGCUCCAGGUUUCAUUCAUAGGAAUGAACCUUGCAGUUUUGGUCAAUCUAUCCACUACCACCCAAAUUUUAUCUUUCCCGGACUUUGUUAAAGGUAAACCCCCGACAAAGUCCAUUGAGAUUGAAUCCCAUUUCCAUGUUGGUACUUCCAAGGGUUGCACGAGUCCCUUGGGUUUGCAUCUCUCCGCUUUGACUUUUUGGCAGUUCAAACAUCGGGAUACAAAUUCAGCUACUUCUUUCUUCAUUCCCGGCCACCAAAAGUUCUUCUUGAGGUCUUUGUAUAGUUUGUCUCCCCCGGGAUGUACCGAGUAGGGCGUGUUGUGUCCCUCCUCCAUGAUUUGUUUUUUAAUAUCUGCACACUUCAGUGGAACACACCAUCUUCCCUUGUAUCGGAUGCUCCCAUCUUCAUGCAUCUUAAAUGGUCCGUUGACGCCAUCUUUCAUUCCUUCCUUGACUCUUUCGAGCUUUACAUCUCCCGGUUGUCCGUUCUUGAUUUCGUCAAAGAUAGAUGGUAUAACAGUCAUAGUACAUAACUGUAUUUCACCAUCUACUUCGCCAUAUUGCUUUACUUCCAAGCUCAAUCCUUGGAAGUCUCGGAAUAGUUCUUCUGGUAAUAUCCAUGUUGCUCGGCAUGAGUGCUCAGAUUUCCGGCUCAAAGCAUCCGCCACCACGUUAGCUUUUCCCUCGUGGUAUUGGAUUUCUAGAUCGUAAUCAUUGAUAAGCUCGAGCCAUCUUCUUUGCCUCAUGUUAAGCUCUUUUUGAGUGAAUAUGUACUUCAAGCUUUUGUGGUCAGUGUAUAUCUUACAAUGUGCUCCGUAUAGGUAAUGUCUCCAGAUUUUCAAAGCAAACACUACUGCAGCUAACUCCAGGUCAUGGGUAGGAUAAUUGACUUCAUGCACCUUUAGUUGUCUUGAUGCAUAAGCCACCACUUUCCUAUUUUGCAUUAGCACACACCCCAACCCCUUUUUGGAUGCAUCACUAUAAAUAUCAAAUCCCUCCGUCCCUGACGGUAGUGUCAAGACCGGUGCAGUUGUGAGUCUUUUCUUCAACUCUUGGAAUGCUGCUUCACAAUCUUCAUUCCAUUGGAACUUGGUUGUCUUCUUUGUCAGAUUGGUUAGCGGUCUUGCUAUCUUGGAGAAAUCUUUAACAAAUCUCCUAUAGUAUCCCGCUAGACCCAAGAAACUUCUUACCUCUGUGACCGAGGUAGGUGCACGCCAUUCAACCACCGCUUCAAUCUUCGAUGGAUCUACGGAUACGCCUUCCUGGGUGAUGAUGUGACCCAGGAACGCUACCCGAUCCUGCCAGAAGUCACACUUUGAGAGUUUGGCAUACAACUGGUUCUCUCUCAAAGUUUGUAACGUGAGUCUCAAGUGUUUCUCGUGAUCUUCCGGGGUUUUUGAAUACACAAGAAUAUCAUCGAUGAAUACCACCACAAAUGUAUCAAGAUAAGGUCGGAAUACACGGUUCAUUAGGUCCAUGAAUACCGCCGGUGCAUUUGUUAAACCAAACGGCAUCACAGUGAACUCGUAGUGUCCAUACCUCGUGCGGAAUGCUGUUUUUGGUACAUCUUUUUCGGAUAUUCUCACUUGAUGAUAUCCAGAGCGCAAGUCUAUCUUAGAGAACGUGCUAGCCCCCUUCAAUUGAUCAAACAAGUCGUCAAUUCGGGGCAAUGGAUACUUGUUCUUGAUAGUUGCUUGAUUCAACUCUCGGUAAUCGAUGCAUAGCCUUAGACUCCCAUCUUUCUUUUUGACAAAUAAGACCGGAGCGCCCCAAGGUGAGACACUCGGUCUUAUGUACCCCUUUUCUAACAACUCCUCUAGUUGUUCCUUCAGCUCCUGCAUUUCUUUCGGUGCCAUCCGGUAAGGUGCUUUUGAAAUUGGCGCGGUUCCGGGCAUCAACUCAAUUGAGAAUUCAACUUCUCUCUCGGGUGGCAUCCCUGGAAUCUCUUCCGGAAAUACAUCCGGAAAUUCAUUGACUACGGCAAUUUGGUCAAUGUUUGGUUCCCCUGUAUUCACCUCUUUCAUAAAGCACAAGUAGGUUUCAUACCCCUUUCGGAUAUGUCGCUUUAAUUGUUGCAUAGUCAUCAGCUUCAUACUAGGCUUGGAAGUGAUUGCUUUGUAAGAUAUUCGCUUCCCAUUUGGACCCUUCAAGAUUACCUUCUGUUCAUCACAGAGGAUCCUGGCUUUGUAUUUCCCCAACCAAUCCAUGCCCAGUACUAUGUCUAUAUCUUUUAAGUCAAAUUGGAUUAAAUCUCCAUGAAGGUUGGAUUCAGAUAUGAGUAUGGAAAUGUUGGAGUAUACAUUUCCACAAGUUACAAAUUUAUCUGAGGCGGUUCUUACAUUCAAGUCUAUUCUAGCUGUUGGUUCAAUCUUCAAUUUCUUAACGAAAUUAGAAGAUAUGAAACUGUGAGAAGCACCAGAAUCGAAUAGAACAUAAGCAGGCUCAGAAUUUACAAGGAAUGUACCUGAAACCACAUCAUUAGCAUUGGCUUGGGCCUGAUUCAUCACCAUGAUUCGCCCUUGGUUCGGACGGUUGCCGUUGUUUCCACCAUUGCCAUUGUUCCCGCCAUUGCCAUUGCCACGAUUAUUCUCCCCUCCUCCUCGAGGGUUGCGGUUGUUGUUGGCGGAGGCGGCAUUGUUGUUGUUAUUUUGUCCUCCAUUUGGCCCAGCUUGGUUCAUAUCUGGUCUUCCUCCAUCACGGUAUUGCACCUGGUUCACUGGUGCCCCAUUGGUCUUUGAGAGACACUCGAAGGUUCGGUGCCCUAGCUUCCCACAAUUGAAACAUUUUGUCAGGCUUCCAUCGCAGUUAACACCGGGAUGAUCUCUCCCGCACCUCUUGCAGUAGAAGUGUCUAUCUCUGGGAGCAGCUCUUCGAUCAUUUUGUUGGUUUUGACCGUGGAAAUUUCUUCCACCUUGGUCAUCUCUCCUCCUCCUCCCUUCUUGUUGCUGUGUAGGUGGGUGCACUCUGACCCUCUUUUCUCCUCGACCUCCAUCUUCGUCCCUCUUCAUCUUCUGGUUCCUCUCUCUUUGUAGUUGCUGAACUCGAUAGUGAACUGCAGCUCUAUCAUAAGCAUCAGUCAGAGUUUGGCAACCCAAAACAGCGACGAUUUUCUGCGUAUCAUAGUUUAAUCCGUAGAUAAAUUUCUCAACUUUGGUGCUUUCAUCAGGCACUAUUGUUUUCGCAAAUGGCGCGAGGUCCACGAAUUUAUUGUGAUAUUCCUGGACACUCAUGCCCAUCUGUUUCAAAUGUAUGAAUUCAUCACGCAUGGUGGCCUGAACGUGUGCAGGAUAAAAACGUUUCCUCAUGGCAAUCUUGAAAGCUUCCCAAUUGAAGUCAGGUUGUUGACGUAAAGUUGGGCCUGAUGAGACCCACCAGUUAUCCGCCUCUUGCUGUAAAUAGUAAACAGCAAUGUCAACCCUUUGCUCUUCCGGACAGCUCACUGCGUCGAAGAGUUUGUCAAAGAGUCGGAGCCAAUUCUCGAGGAUACGAGGAUCUUCUUGCCCAUGAAAGCUUGGAGGGUUGCGAGAUGCCACUCGUUUUGCGGCAUCAUUCCCGUUGUUCUGGUUUUGGUUGUUCUGGAGCACAGUAGCACCCAGUGUGUGCAUGAAUUGUGCCAGUUGUUGAACGCUUUGUGCCAACUCAGCAUUGGUGGGCGUGUUAUCAGGGUCUCUUCUCGGUGCCAUGAUAUCUUAAUGACAUAAAGUAUUCGUGUAAGAUUUUCUAUAUUUUUCUCCUAAGGAUCCUAGUUCAACUAAGGAUUCCAUAGGCUAUGCAACAUGAUCAUAUAAAAAUGUACAUAACAAUCAUACAGAGGAUUCAUACUUCACAUAAAAGCACUUUCACACAUAAUGUUUGUACAUACCUUAGCCACUUCGGAAUUUUGCCCUAUGAGGCAUUCCCAUUUUAUCAUUUGGGGUUCCCAUUUCUCAAAUGGGCCCACAAUUAGCAUAAUUAUCACAUACAUGAUACAUGUAAGGAAAAUAAAUACUCACAAGGUCCUCACCACGUUCCUAAAAGGCCAUUUCCUAGCUAUAUUAUCUUUCCUAAUCUUAAAAAUAUUUGAACAUCUCCCUUUUGAAGGUACAAUUUCAAAGGUUUCCUUCAAUGAUUUUGAACAACGAAGUUUCAGCACAAGGAGAAAUUCCCAGGUAGUUGGACGAGCGCAAAGGCUCAAUUAAGAACCAACAGCCUUAGACUCUUAUCGUCUUGGUGACAGAAUUUCUCCAUACAACCUAUUACCUCGUGUUCAAAUCCUUUAGGAAAACCUAAGGCUCUGAUACCAACUUGUAACACCCCCAUUUUUCCCACCAAAAUAAAAUAACAUUUUGAAAUGAAAACAUCUUUAUUAUAAAACAUAUUUAGAGUACAGCGGAAGUCUUUGAUGGAAAAACAGGUGUGUCACCGCCACACUCAACCUAUACAUGAUUGAGUGCACAGGCUAUCCACCAUUAAUUCAAGUAGUCAUCAGAUAAAACUUAAACAAAGUUUAUGGAUUACAAAUUUAAACAACAAUAAUUAAUCAAACGUGUGCAACUAGCGGAACACUCGGGCAGCAAGUACAUCAAUCUUCAUAAUCAUAAUCAUCUGUACAAUAGAGCAAAGAGAAAAAGAGAAAAGAGACAAAAAUUAGCUUUAGAGCUAAGUAAGAUUCCACCCGAACCCGUAAAAUAAUAUAAUUUGGAAAAUAGGUUUUUGUAUAUGUAUAUAUAUUGAAAAGUAGUCUCUCAUAUUUUCAAAAUGGUUUAAUGUCAUAAAAUAAUUUCCACAAUAGAUAAGAUCAUCCUUCAAUUCUUCCAAAAGUAAUACUUUAGAUUCUUUUAAGAGUGGGCGAAACUCAAGAUUCCUCGAGCCCAAUGAGUCGUUGUUAUCUACGACUCAUCCCGGAAUUCCGGCUCCCACCGACCACCAAUUGGAAGCUGAAUUUCUACCUUAAGUGUGCACACCCUCUAAAAGGGAUUCCAAGCCCUCCGAGUAGUAAGAAACCCAAGUAGGCAGGAUGUUUUCUACCACCUACUCACAAGGGACAUUGUCCAAGGGUAAAUUAGGUAACUACUACUACGACCACCAAAGGAUCUUUGAUCCUCAAAUAAAAGCCCGGGAUGUCUACCGGAGUAUGUCAUUGCCGGACUGGUUACCGACCCAAAUAAAUUUCACCGAAAGUAGUAGUAGCCCUAACCACCCACGCCUCGUGUUUCUCUCGAGACGUAAGAAUAUAUAUUAUGAAAACUUUAAGUUUUCCCCAAAUCAUUCUUGUCACAUUUUCUCAAAAUAUCCUUUGUAAUAAAUAUAAAUCCACCAAUAUUCUUUAAUAAAAAGAAUAUACAUUUAAUCAUCCAUAAAAGGUAAUAAUCCACCAAUAUUCAUAUAGUCAAAAUAUUCGAUCCAUGUCAAACAUAUAAUUUCCAAUUCAUAAAUAAUUCACAUAGUGCAAAUAUUGCAUACAUAUAAGUACGAGGCAAAACAUUUUGGUUGACAUAGAACUUACCUUAAAUUGCGAUAAUCUCCUUAAUAAAAUCUCUAGCUUGAUCUUCACUUGAAUUCUCCUUCUAAUAUUGAUCAAAAUUCUAAAUCAAUAACUAUUCUAUUAUUUCGUUAUUUCUUUUAUAUCCAACCUUCAAUUACUUUAACUUCAUAAUUCCUUCUUUAAAUAUAAAUAUUAAAUUAAUAAAUCUUACUAACUGUUUAUUUCCAGUUCAUUCUUAUUAUUUUCUUUAAUUAUAAUAACCCAACUCGGUUUUUCUUAAUUUGUUUGGUUAAAUAGUUUACUGGUCCAAUUAUAUUAACUUCAUAAUAAUUUCAUUAUUUCGAAUUUAAAUAAUCAAUUUCAGUUCAAAAUUCAGUUUACAUAAUUUAUAUAAUUUAUUUACUAACCCUUUUAAUAAUAACUUGACUUAGGCAAUAAUUCGAAAUAAUAAUCAUUAAUGAUAAUCUAAUCUCAAUAACAACUUUAAUUAGUUCAAUAGUUUAUUUAUACUAACUAACCCAAUUAAAUUAAUUUAUACAAUCCUCAAGUUUUAUUUAUUUGACUCACUAAUUUAAUUGAACUAACUAAAUCAAAUAAAUAAGUUUAAUUAUAUCAAUAUAGCUAAAUACGUUAAUCUAAUUCAAUUAAGUCCAAUAAUCAAAUUCUAAUCUCGUUUUAAUUUUCUAUUUUUAAUAUAAAGUCCAGAAAUGUUAUCAAGUCUAUAAAUUAACUAAUUUAUCCAUUAAACUAAUUGAUUUAGUUAAACUAGUUCAAUGAAGUCAAUUAACUAACUUAUUAAGUACACAUUACUUAAUUAAUUUGUUUAUAUUCAUCAACUAAUUUUUUAUGAGUUCAAAUAGUUUAAUAAUUUAUAUGGAGUCCAAAUCACUAAUAAUCAAGGAUAAUAAUUAUUAAUUUAAGCACGCUAAUUUAAUUAGUCAACUAAUUCAAUAAUUUAUUUAUUAAGUCCAAAUAUAGUCAUUCAUUUAUACUAGAUAACCCAACUUUAUUUUCUUUUCCUUAUUUUAUUACAAACAUCAUUUUUAGUCCAGAACAUUAUUUUAAAUCUUAGUGAUUUAUUUAUUUCACCAUUAAUAUCAAAAUUUCCUUAUUUAAUUACUUAACUAGUUUAUAUGGCUCAAUUAAAUUAAAUUAAAUAACUUAAUCAUCACUUUUAUAAAUUACUAAUCAUCCAUAACUAUAGUUUGGGUCUAUACUUGACCUAGGUUGUCCAGAUAUGUAUUUUAGAAUUAUUUCCUUUAUUUAUUCACUUAAUUUCAUAUAUAUAUUAACCGGUUUAAUUACAAUUAAAUAUGCUAAUUAUAAUUUUUGUUAAUUAUAAAUGGUCCCAAAUGUCCUAGUUAGUCAUAUAUUUAAUCUAGCUUGCUCCCACAUUUAUUUCAUAAUUAUUUUCGUCAUUUAGUUAAUUAUUUACUAAAUGUGUACAACUUGGCCCAAUUACAAUUAAAUCAAUUAAAAAUAGCUACAAAUAUUAUUUUUCAAUUAUUCUUGGUCCGAAUAUGUAUUUUUAUACCAGGUAUUUAAUUUAUAUUUUUCCAUAUUUUAUUUAUUUCAUUUACUAUUUUAUUUUUAAUUUUUUAUUGAAAACGGGCCGAACCGGCCCAAAUCCGCGACCCGGCCCAAGAAGACUGGGUUGUCUCCUUCCCAGCUCUUCUCCAGGUCGCGAUUCCGGCGACCGGAAUCCCGUAAACUCCGGCGAGCGAUAACUUUACUUACAGGUAACGGAUUUCGACGAUUCAAGUUGCAAAAUGAUCCUCACGUCGAGGAGAAGCUCCGCCACCCCUAUCUACGGCAAAAUCGUGUCUUUUCUGAAGACCCGUUUCCACGGCUUGCAACUCCGGCGACCUCUAGGAUGCUCCGGUGACUAUGAAUCGGUCUGGAAUUUAUUGGGAAGUAUUCCUAGACCUCUCACGACCCUCCUCUAUCGUUUUUACGAAGUUUGAUACGUAAAAUAUUAUAGGCAUGAAUUUUCCGGCGAGAUUAUGUAUAUAUAUGUAUAUGUAUAUAUAGCUUCUAUCUCUCCGAUUUGCAGUGUUUAGGAUGGCUAAGAGGGUGUAUUUAUAGGUCUAGAUGGUCCUUAUGGUUUAUUUUAUUUAUUUGAUAAUUGUAUGAAUAAUAAUAAUAAUAAUAAUAAUAAUAAUAAAAAUAAUAAUGUCUAUACAUAAUGAUAGGUUGGUAGUUGAUGAACAUGGCAUGUGUAUUGAUCCCUGAUUUGAUUCCCAUUUAUAUUGAUGUUUCAUUUUAUUUUAUUUUAUUAUUAUUAUUUUUAAUUACUUAAAUGUAUUUUGAGUUCUACAUAUAAAUAUAUAUAUUUAAAUAUAUGUACAUAAUGUAUAUACAUUAUUUGGUAGGUGAUCUUAGCAUGUGUCAUUGUUUUAUGAUAUGAUAUUUUCAUUUAUUAAUUUGAUGCUAUUAUUAGUAAUUUAUAAUAUGCUUACUAUUUUUAUUUAUUUAUUUAUUUAUUUAUUUAUUUAUUUAUUCAUUCUGUCACCUAUAUUUUAUCUGAUUUAUUUCCAUUUUAUUUUUAUUUUAUUUUUUAUUUUAUUUUUCCGAUGCUACAUAAGUGUUUAAUUCUAUUGCAUGUAGUGUGCGUAUAUUUUUAUACACCAAGUAUAAUAAAAAAAAUAUUUUGAUCUUACUUUCAUUUGAUUUAUCAGAUAUAACUUAUCUGAUUUAUUUAUUUAUUUUUAUUUCAAAUUUUCAAGGUAUCACAGUCA